This is a messenger RNA of Drosophila arizonae, 644 nucleotides long. RefSeq lists its product as uncharacterized. The record is from RefSeq and is a predicted model, not a curated record. Lineage: Eukaryota; Metazoa; Arthropoda; Insecta; Diptera; Drosophilidae.
AAAUGCCACGAAUAUUAAUGAAAGCUCCAAAAACUGGUGCUCCAAUUAAGCAAAUUAACAAAAGUGGAUAUGAAUCAGGUUUUGAGGACCAUGGAGUACAUCACGCUCCACCCGAAUCAGCUAUGUCACAGCCUGCAAAACAAAUUAAGGAAAUCAGCCUUAAAGAUAUCACGGAUAUUGCCUUAACGACCCUCGCAUUUCUGUCUUUUGGGAUGUUCAUUCUUCAGGUUCUUAUGUGCAUCACUAUGAAUAAAGAGGAUACAAGUAAUUUAAUGAUGCUACCUAUGGAGGCAACGGAAUCAGUUGAACCAAGUGAUGGGACAGAAGAGAUACGAAGGAGGAAACGAUCUGCUCCAGAAAGUUUGUCAAUAUUAGUGGGGGCAAAUCAACUGACUCAAACUUUAUUGACCACAAUCGACCACUUAUACCUAAGUGGAAACAAAAAUGUCAACAUGAAACAUUACUUUCAACUUUUAUGCGGAUACGGUGCUAACAAUACGAAAUUGAGAAAAAUACAAAAAAUAUGGACAAUACUUUACAGCUUGGGAACGAGUUGGUUGGCAGCUCGAGCAUCCGAAGACUAUUAUUCAAUAAUCAAACGAGUCAGUCAGGUGUUUGAGGUCUGCACUUAGCUAAAGCUGGAA